This is a messenger RNA of Diabrotica virgifera virgifera (western corn rootworm), 5780 nucleotides long. RefSeq names its product ephrin type-B receptor 1-B (gene Eph). Gene Ontology annotation, molecular function: protein binding; ATP binding; transmembrane-ephrin receptor activity. Lineage: Eukaryota; Metazoa; Arthropoda; Insecta; Coleoptera; Chrysomelidae. Gene Ontology annotation, cellular component: plasma membrane; neuron projection. The transcript is spliced from 20 exons. The record is from RefSeq and is a predicted model, not a curated record. Gene Ontology annotation, biological process: axon guidance; protein phosphorylation; cell surface receptor protein tyrosine kinase signaling pathway. The coding region runs from base 456 to 3527 and encodes 1023 amino acids.
CGAACUCGAGUUCAGGUACAAUUCUCUCGGUCGCUCUCUGCGUCGCGUUUCCCGUCCUCAACAACUCAGUUCGUCGUUGGCCGGGAGAGACGAGACAGGACAUAACGGUUGAUCAACGUUGGUCGCGGUCGGCUUUGCUUUCACUUGUUUCGAUCCACUGACAAAUUACUAAACAAUCGUUUAGUUGAUUUUUCUACAAAAUAUGGUUCUUUUCGCAAGUGUUUAGUGUCUUGUGAAGUGUUUUAGUGGAAAUACAGCUUUGUGUGGUUUAUUCAAAGCAAUAACCAGUGUGGGUUACAUUUUUAUACAAGUGCUUCUUGGAUUUUAUAUUUUGUUGGAUAUUUUUUACUGGACUGCGAGGAAUUUCUGUUGGCUUUUGCGUUUGAGAAUGAAGUAGCCGAGAUAUUAGGAAGUCCGCCGAUCAGGGCCGGACGUCCCUUUGAUCAACGUCCGCAAUGGGUUUGACGAGGUCCAUUUUUCUUCUCCUACUGGCGGCCUUUUGCUACUACCAGAUCAAAGCUGAACAAGGCGUUAAUGAAGAAGCAUCAAAAAUUGUCGUUCUUGACACGACGGGGGAGGCCAGUCUGGAUUGGACGCGGUACCCGUACGGUCCGCAGGCCAACACACCAGGGUGGGUGGAGGAGUCUUUUACGAAUUUCCAAAAAGGCAUUAAUUGGAGAUCUUACGUUGUGUGCGAUGUGGCAUACAACAAUGUCAACAACUGGUUGUGGACACCGUUUAUAGACAGGAAUGUAUCCAACAGGAUGUAUAUCGAAAUUAAGUUCACGAUAAGGGACUGCAGUCUUUUUCCUGGAAACGCGCUGUCCUGUAAAGAAACUUUCAGUUUGUUGUAUUACGAGUUUGAUGCAGUGACCAGAGAGCCUCCUCCAUGGGAUGCUGAGAGAUAUAAAUUAAUAAGUCGAAUAGCUGCUGGAGAAGGAAGGUUCAACUCAAACAGUGAAGUUAACAUUAACACUGAAGUGAAAAGUAUUCCAGUAACGAAAAAAGGCGUAUACUUUGCCUUCAGAGACCAGGGAGCAUGCAUAUCCUUACUAGCUAUAAAGAUAUAUUACAUAGUAUGUCCAGAGGUAACAGUAAACUUCGCUAGAUUUCCUUCAACGCCAACAGGCAAGGAAAUCACCCUUAUCGAGCAAGCCACUGGUACUUGCGUAAGCAAUGCUGAGGUCGUCGGUGGUACUCCAACGUACCUCUGCAAAGGAGAUGGAAAAUGGACGCUACCUACUGCUGGAUGCAAGUGCAAGGCUGGUUUUCAACCUGAUAUGGACAAACAAACCUGUAACGAAUGUCAACAAGAAACUUAUAAGGCUGAAAUCGGUGAUGGUCCAUGUCUUCCAUGUCCAGCGUUUUCUCAAGGACCUCACUAUGGCUUGACGGAAUGCCGAUGUAUUUCUGGAUAUUCCAGAGCACCUACCGAUCCUAAAAAUAUGUCCUGCACACAACCGCCGUCUGCACCACAGAACUUGACUGUAAGUUUCGUAGAUCAAUCGACAGUAAUUUUGAGUUGGCUUCCUCCAGAAACCCUGGGUGGAAGAACAGAUACUGCCUACAGGAUAAAAUGCGAUGUAUGUAGUUUGGGACUGGUCCAGUACAACCCAAGCAUGGAGACUUUCAACGAGACACGAAUCACAAUAAGUGGCUUGAACGCUGUGACUACCUAUAGAUUUCAGAUCUUUGCAGAAAAUGGUGUCUCGCACAUGUCUAUGAGGGAUUCCCCUCAAUACGCUGAUAUUGUUGUUACGACUGAAGCUUCAGUAGCUAGCAGCAUCACUAAUAUUAGAGUCACAUCUGUCAAAAGCACAGAAAUUACAUUGGCAUGGGAUGCACCUUCUAUCAACGAUGGAUCUGAUAAUGAGAAUGAUUUGGUCGAAACAUAUGAGAUUCGAUGGUUCCAAAGAAACGAUAUAGACUACAGCAACAAUAGUUUGCUGAUCUCAGACUUGUCUGUAACAAUUACUGGCUUACAACAACGAACAGAAUAUGGAUUACAAGUUAGAGCUAAAACUCAACGAGGAUGGGGAGCUUAUUCUCCGGUUAUUUUCAAAACAACCGGUCAGAUACUGAAUCCAGCAUACAUAGGCGAGGAAGAAGGUCUAAGACUACAACUGGUCGCUGGAGGAAUUGUUGCUGUAGUGGUGAUUUUGGUUGCGGUUAUAGUUCUCACUGUAGUUUUUCUAAGAUCGCGAUCAAACGACGAAUGCAACAAGAAGCAGCCCAGCGACUGUGAUACAUUAGAGUAUCGAAAUGGAGAAGUUCAUCAUAGCUUGGAUAAUCCUCCUAUAGUUGCUACACAUACCAACGUGACAACACCUCUCUUUACUGGAAUAAGUGGUUCCUCAAGGACCUACAUAGAUCCUCAUACAUAUGAAGAUCCCAACCAAGCAGUAAGAGAAUUCGCAAGAGAAAUAGAUGCAAGUUGUAUUACAAUUGAAGCUAUUAUAGGAGGAGGAGAAUUCGGUGACGUGUGCCGAGGAAAAUUAAAAAUGAACGGAGUCGAUAUCGACGUAGCAAUAAAAACCUUAAAAGCUGGAUCCUUGGACAAAUCCCGUAACGAUUUCCUGACGGAAGCGUCAAUAAUGGGACAAUUUGAACAUCCCAACGUUAUCUUUUUACAAGGUGUAGUUACAAAGUCGAAUCCAGUGAUGAUUAUCACAGAAUACAUGGAGAAUGGAUCACUUGAUACCUUCCUACGGGCAAACGAUGGAAAGUUCCAAGUGAUUCAGCUGACGGGUAUGUUGAGGGGUAUCGCAUCGGGUAUGCAGUACUUAAGUGAAAUGAAUUAUGUACAUCGAGAUUUAGCAGCAAGAAACGUGUUGGUGAAUUCGCAGUUAGUUUGUAAGAUAGCAGAUUUCGGCCUCAGCCGAGAAAUUGAAAGUGCCACUGAAGGAGCUUACACAACGAGGGGAGGAAAAAUUCCGGUGCGAUGGACAGCCCCAGAAGCCAUCGCCUUCCGUAAGUUUACUUCCGCCAGUGAUGUGUGGUCCAUGGGCAUAGUUUGUUGGGAAGUAAUGUCGUAUGGAGAACGGCCGUACUGGAACUGGUCGAAUCAAGAUGUCAUCAAAAGCAUCGAAAAAGGAUAUAGAUUGCCAGCGCCGAUGGAUUGUCCGGAGGCCAUUUACCAAUUAAUGUUAGACUGUUGGCAGAAAGAAAGGACACACAGGCCUACUUUCCAGUCGAUUGUAAAAACUUUAGAUAAAUUAAUUCGAGUCCCCGAUACCCUAAGAAAAAUUGCUCAGAAUCGAUCGAACAACCCCCUAUCUGCCGACGCCCCUGAUCUCACGAAUUUCACGUGCAUCGAAGAAUGGCUCAAUUCGAUAAAGAUGACCCGCUAUCUCGAGAACUUCCAUUCAGGCGGCAUCAACACGAUGGACGCCGUCGUCAAUCUCACCGUUAAAGAGCUAACGGAGCUAGGGAUCACCCUGGUGGGACACCAGAAGAAGAUAAUGAAUAGUGUCCAGAAUAUUAGGGCGCAAAUACGGGUAAACGGGAAUGAGGGGUUUCUAGUUUAAUAGCCUAGUUUUUGGUUACGAUGUCGGGAUUUUUUGAGAUGGCAAGAACUAGUUGGAUCAGUAAUAUACCAAUUAUCUCGAAUUAAAAUAUAAAUACCCCAUAAUUAUUUAUUUUAAUUACAUUAUCUUUAUUUCUGCAUAGAAAAAUUUUUGUAAGUCUGCGCCCAAGUAUUUUAAGUUUAGCGUGUUCACAAUUGGUUAAUUCCUCCAUACCCAGGUUGUUAUGAAAUAUUUCCGUUAUACUUUAUUAGUUUUUUGAAUUGUUCGAAUUUACUUUUUCCAGCUCUUUCACCGGUCCAUUUCCAUUAUAACAUUAACAAUAAUUAACCUUUGAUGUACUAUUUUUGCAAUUUUCCUGUUAUUCUUUUCUUCUUUAGUAGUUAUUAUAAUUUUCUGUAUUUCUCUUUUCAAGUUUCGUUAGGUCAUCAUUUAUGUAUAUACGGGUCGGCAGUUUCUUGAGUUUAGUUUUGUUUUUCAUUAUCUAAACAUAUAUUUUGUCUUUUAACUAUCUACUUGCUUAAUUUAUUUUUACUUCUUUACUCAUUUUAUUUUGUUACCCUGCUUCUGUUCUUCUCUUAAUAUACUUGGAUUAUUUUUAUCAAUAUUGAUCAUCCAAAAUGGUUGUUACAUUUUUUAAAUAAUUGCUUUUCCAUUCAUUUAUAAAAGUAAUUGUCUUAAUAGCAAAUAAAUAGGAAAAAAUAAAAUAUUGUUCUCAAAUAAAAGGGAAAAUAUGAUUCAGUGUUCUGUAUUUGUUUCCAUUUUUGCCGAUCUCAAAAUUUUUUGACAUUUGACGUUUGAAGUGCGGACGGAAAACUAGACUAGAAAGACGUAUUAGUGAGUAAACGCGGGACAGAUUAGAAAAAUGAAUUGUGUCAAAGUAUCAAUAGAACACUUAAUAUAAUAUUUUGUGAAUCGGAACUUUAUAAUGACGAAACUUUUUAUAUAUAUAGUAUAUAUACCUGGCAGCUUGGCUUUAUUUAUUCAAGUAAAAAUCAAAAUGACUAAAGUGUUUUUGAUCAAGGACUCUAACGCGAUUUUUAGCCCUGUUAUAUGUUGAGAUUGAGAUUGUUUAAUUGUGAUUUUUUAAUAAUUAUUGACUUAUUUAAUUCCUUAGGUUUCUAUAUAAGAGAAAUAAACUUACAUUGAUUGUAUAAUAUAAAUAUGCACCAAUAUACAGGGUGUAGCAAGAAGGUAGGUCAUAAAUUAAAUCACAUUCUGGGACCAAAAAUAGUUCGAUUGAACCUAACUUUCCUCAGUACAAAUGUGCACUUAAAAACAGUUACAGUCCUUUGAAGUUACAAAAUGAAAAUAGAUUUUUCCAAUACAUCGAAAACUGUUAGAGAUUUUAUAUUGAAAAUGUACGUGCGGCUUUCUUAAAGCAGAAAAAUCUAAAAAAAAUAACAGUGAAAUUUGUGCAUCCCAUAAAAAUUUCAUGGAGGUUUUGUUCACUUAAACCCUCAUAAUUGUUUGUGUACGUUGCAAUUUUAUUAUUGUGGUACCAUUCGUUAAACACAAUGUUUUUAAAUUUUUUUUGCCUUUUAGUACUUUUUCGAUAAGCCAGUUUGUAGAAAUGCGACUUCUUUUUUAAUAUGUUUCAAAAUUUGUAAGUGUCUAACAAAAAGUAAAUUAUAAGUAAAUUUUCAUAAUAUUACCAGGUUUCUAUAAUCUUACUUAACCCUUUACAAAUAUGUGGUAGAUUUUACAAAUGUUCAAAAUAUCUUGAUAAAAACUGGCAUAUCGAAAAAGUACUCAGAGGCAAAAAAGUUUUAAAAAUAUUGUGUUUAACUAAUGGUACCGCAAUAAUAAGUUAAUUGGAACGUACACAAACAUAUGAGGGGUUUUAUUCCCUUAAAGGGAAUAAAACCCCCUAAAAUUUUUUAUGGGGUUCACAAAGUGGUCAUUUUUUAUGUGUACAGUUGUUAGGUUCAGUCGAACUAUUUUUGGUCCCAGAAUAUUUUAUUUAAUGUAUUACCUACCUUUUUGUUACACCCUGUAACUGGACCAGAAAAAGUAAUCUGUAGCAACUUAUAUUGAUUUCAUUUUUCAUUUAUUAUUCUGAAUCUACCUUCUAAACCCUUUCCAUCUUUUUAACAAACUUCAAAAUUCAGUCAGAAACAUUACUAUACAGUGCUAGUCAAAAGUCCGUACCCCCCCUCUUAUCUUUUGAACGGUUUUACCUAUAAUAGUGAAAUUUGGAUGGAGGAAAUUAACUGACGUAAGCUUCUUAACUAGUUAUGACAGGUGACGUAAUAG